UUAAUGUGGCCUAUCCUUUCUUCACAUUAACCCUGCAAUCUCUCCAAUGUACUUCCAGUUAAGCAUUGGUCUUACCUGUGGAGCUUUUGUGCUCAACCAUGUUAUGUCAGUAUCUUAUUGUUGUGAUAGGCUGUCAAACAUUAGCAUAAUCUUCCUCAUUAUUGUCAUCACAUCACCAUUCCCAUCUUCAACAUCUGCAUCAUCGCCGAUCAUCAUCUGUUAUUAUCAGUCUGGGUAUAAACUGUAACCUGACAGACAUCUAGAUCUCCAGCGUAUGGAGGUGAGUGGCAGAUGGUCUGGAAACCCAAGGAAUAGUACAAAGACAUGUAAACACUCACUUCCGAGAAUAAAUCUGCUGCAUCAUUUAUUGAAUGGCAAAAGCGUCAGUCGUGCAGCAGCUUGACGUCAGGGGGAAGUUAACUAUCUCUCAUCACUGUAAGUGCCUUCGCUGCGCCAUCUUGGAGUUAGUCCAAUGGACAUCGGUCAAUGUCUGCUUCAUAGGUGAAGGAAAUCCAGGACACUCUUUGAUUUGGUGAAAGUUAAAAUGUCCUGAUUCAUUUGACAUUACCAUGGUCAAGUAUGACUACAGUUGGCAUUACCAUGGUCAAGUAUGAGUACAGUUGACAUUACCAUGGUCACGUAUGACUACAGUUGACAUUACCAUGGUCACGUAUGACUACAGUUGACAUUAUCAUGGUCAAGGGUGACUACAGUUGACAUUAUCAUGGUCAAGGGUGACUACAGUUGACAUUACCAUUGUCAAGUGUGGCUACAGUUGACAUUACCAUGGUCAAGUGUGACUACAGUUGACAUUACCAUGGGCAAGUGUGACUACAGUUGACAUUACCAUGGGCAAGUGUGACUACAGUUGACAUUACCAUGGUCACGUAUGACUACAGUUGACAUUAUCAUGGUCAAGGGUGACUACAGUUGACAUUAUCAUGGUCAAGGGUGACUACAGUUGACAUUACCAUUGUCAAGUGUGGCUACAGUUGAUAUGAUCAUGGGCAAGUGUGACUACAGUUGACAUGAUCAUGGGCAAGUGUGACUACAGUUGACAUUACCAUGGGCAAGUGUGACUACAGUUGACAUUACCAUGGGCAAGUGUGACUACAGUUGGCAUUACCAUUGUCAAGUGUGACUACAGUUGGCAUUACCAUUGUCAAGUGUGACUACAGUUGGCAUUACCAUUGUCAAGUGUGACUACAGUUAUAUAUAUAUAUAUAUAUAUAUAUAUAUAUAUGUAUUGACAUUACCAUUGUCAAGUGUGACUACAGUUGACAUUACCAUUGUCAAGUGUGACUACAGUUGACAUUAUCAUGGGCAAGUGUGACUACAGUUGACAUGAUCAUGGGCAAGUGUGACUACAGUUGCCAUGAUCAUGGGCAAGUGUGACUACAGUUGACAUGAUCAUGGGCAAGUGUGACUACAGUUGACAUGAUCAUGGGCAAGUGUGACUACAGUUGACAUGAUCAUGGGCAAGUGUGACUACAGUUGACAUUACCAUGGGCAAGUGUGACUACAGUUGACAUUACCAUGGGCAAGUGUGACUACAGUUGGCAUUACCAUUGUCAAGUGUGACUACAUUUGGCACACUGACACACUUCAUGAAGCGUUUUGGCUUACAGGUCGACUUUGGGCAAAAAUGCAAAAAAUAAACUGCAUGACUGAUCAGUGCACCAUAAUACCAGGUCAUUUAAUGCUUUAAAGGAAUUAUAUGAAUACGAUAUUUGGCUACAGAAGUUCCAUUUCUGACCAACCUCUACAGCUUCUGUCCAAAAUCAAAUCAGGUGAAAGGACGUCAACACAUAUUUUUAUUUAACUAGGCAAGUCGGUUGAGAACAAAUUCUUAUUUACAAUGAUGACCUCCUCCGACCAAACCCGACCAAACCCGGACGACACUGGGCCAUUUGUGCGCCGCCCUAUGGGACUCCCAAUAAAGACCGGAUGUGAUACAGGGUCUGUAGUGAUGCCUCUAGCACUGAGAUGCAGUGCUUUAGACCCACUGCACCACCUGGGAGCCCAAUGUUUUAAUGUCAUAUACACAAGUACAGUGAAAUGUCUUUCUUGCAAAUUCAAAUCCCAACAAUGCAAUAAUCAAUAACAAUGUAUUACUGGAAAAGAAACACGAGAAAUGUGAAGAUGUAUUAAGAACACAAUAACUAAGUAAGCAUACUAUAUACAGGGUCAGUUCCAAUACUAUAUUAACAAUGUGCAGGGAUACUGAAGUGAUGGAGGUAGAUAUGUAUUGAAUAAGGGGACUAGGCAUCAGGAUAUAAGAAACGCAUACGCUGAGCUUGUAUGUGAGUGGGUGUUUGUAGUCAGUAUAAAUGUAUGUGUAUGUUAUGUGUGAGUGGGUAAAUGAUGGAAUAUGAGUGUGUAAGGGACCUGUGAGUGUGUAUAGAGACAAAAAUGAAAAUGAGGAUACAAGAUUGACUCAGGUAGUCCGUGUAGCUAUUUUGUUAGCUCUUUAUCAGUGUUAUUGCUUGGGGAUGGAAGCUGUUCAAGAGCCUGUUGGUGCCAGACUUGAUGCACCGGUAUCGCUUGCCGUGCGGAAGCAGAGGGAAUAGUCUGAUUUGAGUGGUUGUCUAAUGAUUUUCCGGGCCUUCCUACCACACCACCUGAUAUAGUUGUCCUGGUCCUGUCCCCACCACACUCUCUAGCGCCAUGCGAUCAAAGACUGUGCUAUCGCCACACUAGGCAGUGAUGCAGCCAGUCGAUAUGCUCUCAAUGGUGCAGCUGUAGAACCCUUUAAAGAUUUGAGGGCCCAUGACAAACUUUUUAAACCUUCUGAGGGGGAAGAGGUCUUCUUCACGACUGUGUGCGUAUUUAGACCAUUUGAAGUCUUUAGUGUUUUGGACACCGAGGAACUUGAAGCGGUCUACCUGCUCCACUGCAGCCCCGUACACAAUCAGCUCUUUGGUCUUGCUGACGUUGAGGGAGAGGUUGAAGCACACGCCCCUGUGGAGCCCCUGUGUUGAGGGCAUUUUAUCUACCCUCACCACCCGAGGGCGGCCCGUCAGGAAGUCCAGGAUCCAGUUGCAGAGGGAGGUGUUCAGACCGAGACUUGGUGAUGAGCUUUGAAGGGAAAAUGGUGUUGAACGCUGAGCUGUAGUCCAUGAACAGCACUCUCACAUAGGUAUUCCUCUUAUCUAGGUAGGUGAGGGCAGUGUGGAUAGCAAUUGAGAUUGCGUCAUCUAUGGAUCUGUUGGGACGGUACGGAAAUUGGAGUGGAUCUAGGGUGUCUGGGAUGAUGGAGUUAAUGUGUGCCAUAACCAGCAUCUCAAAGCACUUCAUGAUUACAGAUGUGAGUGCUACAGGGCAAUAGUCAUUGUGGCAUGAAGCCUUGAGAGUUCUUGGGAACAGGAAUGAUGAUGGUCAUCUUAAACAUGUAGGGGAUUACAGACUGGGACAAGGAGAGGUUGUUCUGCAGCUGUUCUGCAUAUCCUCUGAGAACGGCCCCGCGGCCUUGCUUGGGUUGACCUGAUUUAAAGAUCCUUUUCAUCUCGGCCUCGAAGAGCGAGAUGACCAAAUAAUCUGGGUCGGUGACGGCACUCACACCCAGCAUGCUGUUGUUGUCAAUGCAUAAAAUGCAUUGACUUUGUCUGGUAGAGCGGCAAAGUUGGGUCUUCCUUUUUGUAAUCCGUAAUGGACUGUAGCCCCUGCCACUUGAGGCAGGCGUUGGAGACUGUGUAAUAUGAUACCACUUUAUUCCUAUAUUGUCCUUUUGCUCGUUUGAUGACUCUGCAGAGUUGUAGCGGGACUUCUUGUGCUUAUUCCUGUCCUUGGCCAUAGCCUCAGGGUUGUCUACGAAAGCUCUGUAUGUGGUAUUCCUGUCCUUGGCCAUAUCCCCAGGGUUGUCUACGAUGGCUCUGUAUGUGGUAGUCCUGUCCUUUAAUUUAUCUCCAACCUCAGUGUUAAUCCAGGGCUUUUGAUUGGGAAGCAGUGAACCCUCACGGCUGGGACAACGUCGUCGAUACGGGCUAGCUAAAGUGGCUAGCUUUGCUAAUGAACUGACUACGCCGGCAGUGGCGCCCAUGACCACACAUUGACGAACCACCAAUGGCACACCACAUUUCUGUUUGAAAAUGCAGAUGAGGGAUUACUUUGCUCAACACUUGGGGGAGUAUAUGAAUGUCCUCUCUGCUCUGGAAACCCUAAACGUCGCCAUCUUGAAGGCCAUGGACAAAACUAAAGAGGAGUACCAGGGCUCCUCUGUGCUGGGACAGUUUGUGACCCGCUUCAUGCUGAGGGAGACCUCCAGCCAGCUGCUCUCUCUUCAAAUGUCCCUGCAGUGUGCCAUGGAGGCUGUGGAAGAGCAAAGCAGCCCUGCACCGAGAGAGGUGAAGGUGGUGGAGCAUCCCUCGGCGCAGAGGAACAGCAGGCGAUGUGGCCGCAAGGUUCAGAAGAACAUGUGCCUCUCCCCCACCGACCCCUACUCAGGCAUUCUCACUACAGGAGUCACCAUGGAGACUGAUGACCACUGGUGCUCCCAGAUCAACAGGCUCCAGUUGCUAUUGGACAAGCUGGAGUGGCAGAGUCCAAAAUUGGAACCCCUGAAAGAAGAUACACUGGCCAGUACAUAUAAAUCUAACAUCCUGCUGGUGCAGAGGCAGAUGUUGGCAACGGAGGAGGACCUUGAUAAGUUCCAGAGGGUACUCAAGAGCUACGCGGACGCCACAUCCAACCACAGCGACAACUUGCAUGUGUCUAUCCAGAAGCUCCCAGAGAAGUCGUGCUUCAUAAUAUAUGAGUUUUGGCAGGAUCGUAUCUCCUGGAUGAGCUACCUGCAGUCCGAUGCCAGUAAGAAUUUCCAGCGCUGUGUCAUUGAUAUGCUGGAGGAUCCCAAGCUUGUGUCUACCAUGCUGCUCCCAGCAUCCUGGUGGAUCAUGACUAACAACUAGCAACAGACCACAGAACACCAUAUCUCCCGCUCACCCCCAAACACACAACACAACCCCCAAGACAAGAGAUUCAAAAGGCAUCCAAGUAUUUCUGUGCGCACACAGAACACUGCGUUACUACAGCAUCGUUCUACAACACAUUUGUUAUGUACCGUUAACUAAUACUGGUCAUUACUAUAAUGUGCUGUUUCUCAACAACAAAAAGGGGGUGAGGAAAAGCAGCCAAAUGUAUAGACAUGAAAGCGAUUCUUUGCAUUGUAAAAGCCAAUGGCGACGCUUUUGAAGCUCUCACUCCGAAUCCAUGCUAGAAUCGAUCACGUGGCUUGAAUCAAACGAUUCCAGUUUAGCAUUUUCAUUCCUGACAGCAAUAGAGACUCAUCAUACAGUUACUGCAAUGUGAUACCCUACAUGCUUUUUGAUGACUACUUGCUAUAACUUGCUUACACUUAAGUAGAAUUUGAAGAGAACGACUGGAGCUCGCUGUUUAAAAUGCAUGCAGACCAGCGUUUGACCAAGCCUCAGAAAUGAGUUGCUUUGCAUUCUCAAUGCGUAACCUACAGAUAACUUAUUUCCUUAGAUAGGAACCAAUAUGUGAUGUGUUUCAAAUGCUGAAUGGUUCCUACUCUAGUUGAGGGGGGUAGUUGCACCCUGCUGCUGUCUUAUUGUUAUAUAAGCGACCCCUUGCAAUGGGAUCCUUCUAUUGUUAGGUUUACUAGUGGUUUGAGUUACGUUGCUUGUCUUUAAAGGAGUUUGUCCCAGAUAAUUGACCUUUUUUAAAGAAAGUAUGUAUCUAUUAAGCCUAUAGAGGAGGGAGGAUACUUUGCAAUGAGAUUUCUUUGUGUGUCACCUUCUCAAUACAUAGCUAUCAUAGGAUGGUACUUUUCCCCUUAUUUUUCCAUAGUUGACUUUAUUUAAGAGAAUCAGUCAUGUGCAGAUGGAUGUGUUGUCAUUGUGCUUUUGUUGUUAAUGAAGUAUCUUUUCCAUGUAGAAAUUCAACAUAUUCACUUUAAUAAAAGUUAAUGGCCAGUCA
Oncorhynchus keta (chum salmon) is the source of this 5934-nucleotide messenger RNA. Its product is annotated as N-terminal EF-hand calcium-binding protein 1-like. The record is from RefSeq and is a predicted model, not a curated record. The transcript has 10 exons. Gene Ontology annotation, cellular component: cytoplasm; endoplasmic reticulum; Golgi cis cisterna. Gene Ontology annotation, molecular function: calcium ion binding. The coding region runs from base 4089 to 4904 and encodes 271 amino acids. Lineage: Eukaryota; Metazoa; Chordata; Actinopteri; Salmoniformes; Salmonidae. Gene Ontology annotation, biological process: regulation of amyloid precursor protein biosynthetic process.